AGUGUUUUCAGCGUAAUCAGUUUUGCCGGUAUUUUGAUUUCGGCAUUCACCAAAUCGAUUUUUAAUGUGUUGUUGUGGUGCCACUUGUCAAACACUUAAUCGCAACACAUUGAUCGGGGAAUGUUUGACAUUUCGCUCUUAACAUACGUCUGUGUCUCAAACACCGAUGAUGCUACCUCCAUAGUUCGCUCUCUUGCUCACUCGCUCUCGGCAAACCAAAUCGUCCAUUCAACGUGGAGAGUCCAACCACACUCAGCAUAGCAUACAGAAAGAAGUCGAAAGAAAAAUAGUCGGCAUGGAACACCAAACGUAACAAGCAAUUCAUUCGGUCAGAACAUACUAUACACAACUACAUAUUUAUACGCGCGCGUGUUUAUUGACACAACUUCGGAAUAAUACUCGCUCUCUCUCUCUUCAUAUCGAAAAGAAGAAUAACCACGGAGUAAGAACAGCAACGACGACAAAAACAACCAGAGAGGAAGAAUAUAAUAGAGUAGAAGAAGCGUUCCGGGUGCAAAGACACACAACACGGAGAACACACGGGCAGGAGAAUAAAAAAAAAAACAUACACAGAAAUUGAAAAGAUGGUAGAGAUAAUAACAAUUUGUUGAAUUAGAAUAGAACCGAGUGUGAUUAACAAUUUCAUAAUUUGUAUGGGAUUUCAGUGAAUGGUUGAAUUUAGUGAAUGCUGAUUGUGAUUUUAUUCAGACAAAAAGUGAAUUUUCGAAAAAAAAUUCUUAGAAACAAAAGAAAUACACACACCAACACACGGAAACGAAAAAAAAAAGUGUUUUCUUUUUCGCCAAUCGAAUCAGAAGUGUGUAGCAUUUUUAGCAAAGAAAACACAGCGUUCUCAGUGUGCAUUCGGAAUAUGUCAAUUAAUUUGUUGUCCGUGAUCGAAAUUCUAUUGAAUUUUUUCAUUGCAAAUUCAGUGUGCCGAAAACUAAUUUGUAUGUUAAUCAAAGUGUGUGUGCAUUAUCAAAUGAGAUACGGAUAAAAGUGAAAAGUGUUGUAAUUCUCAAUAUAUGAUGCAAGCAAUAUAACAAGUGUACUUGUUUUCAAAGUAAUUUCGCUAAUCUUUCAAUCAAUUUUGAGAGGGAGAAAUGUAUGGAGCCCGACAAAUCGGCCGUAAAGAAGUGAUAGCAACAACUGCAAAAUACAUCGCGUAAACGUGACCAAAACUGAAGGCAACAAAAGAGGAAUCGUCUCCAUUUUUGUGGGAUAAUUUAGGUCCAUCGAGAGAAGAAGCAGCAGCUAAGAAGAGUAGAAUUAUACAGAUAUGAAAUAGGGAGCAUGAGAAGAAUGAUCUCGCUAGAAAUAGCGUGUAGAAUGCCAUAAUGGUUGAUUUAGAUGCAUAGCAGGCAAAGAGAAGCCAAUUCUGUUGAAUCGUCAUUUUUAUUGUUGCCAAAAAAAAAAACUGACGAAAAACCAUCACAUACAUAUAUACACACACACACACAAAUCCAACCACCACCCAACGAGUCAAUUAAAACUUGAUCUGGAAAUAUUGGUCAAUUCAAAUGAUAUUAUACCAACGGUACAAAUUGCAAGCAAAUUAGAAAACUGAGCUAGAAAAUACACACAAUUUUUUCGGUUGUUUGCUGUCAUAAAAUAUAAGAAAGCAAACCAAUACUCACAACGAUUUUAAUAUUAAACAAGAGGUACGCGGCAGAGAGAAGAUAAGGAAUUCACCAAAAAUGCGCUUCGUCUAUAGAAAUAGAAAACUUGCCUUAUUUGGCAUGUUUUUCCUGUUUGGCGCCAUGAUGAUAUUGAUCAAAUUCACGGAAUUCAGUCCAACAUGCCUGUUUCGAGAGGAUUCAGAAAAAGGACCAGUGAUGGUGCGCGAUCAGAAAUUUAUAUUGGGAAAUGACAAACAUUAUUAUCCCUAUCAUCGGCAAAUGCCGUUAAUCUUCAUUGGAGGUGUCCCGCGGUCCGGCACAACUUUGAUGCGAGCCAUGCUUGAUGCACAUCCAGAUGUCAGAUGCGGACAGGAGACAAGAGUCAUUCCGCGUAUAUUACAGUUACGAUCUCAUUGGUUGAAGUCGGAAAAGGAAAGUUUACGUUUAGAAGAAGCGGGUAUUACAAAAGAGGUGCUGAACAGUGCCAUAGCACAGUUUUGUCUGGAAAUUAUCGCAAAACACGGUGACGCUGCUCAAAGACUGUGCAACAAAGAUCCGCUCACACUCAAAAUGGGCUCAUACGUUAUCGAACUCUUUCCAAAUGCAAAAUUCUUAUUUAUGGUUCGAGAUGGACGUGCCACAGUGAACUCGAUUAUAUCGCGUAAGGUCACUAUAACUGGCUUCGAUUUAUCGAGCUAUCGCCAGUGCAUGACCAAAUGGAAUCACGCCAUUGAAACAAUGCACAAUCAAUGCAAAGAAAUUGGCAGUGAUAAAUGCAUGAUGGUGUACUACGAACAAUUGGUGCUACAUCCAGAAGAAUGGAUGCGAAAAAUUUUGAAAUUUUUGGACAUUCCCUGGAACGAUUCGGUUUUGCAUCACGAAGAGUUCAUCAAUAAGCCGAACGGUGUAUCGCUAUCAAAAGUUGAACGUUCAAGUGAUCAAGUAAUAAAGCCAGUGAAUUUGGAAGCGUUGUCCAAAUGGGUUGGACACAUUCCAGAGGACGUAGUACGAGACAUGGCCGAUAUUGCACCGAUGCUCUCUGUAUUAGGCUAUGAUCCAUAUGCAAAUCCACCCGACUAUGGAAAGGCAGAUUCGUGGGUAAAAGACAACACCUUAAAGGUAAAAGCCGAAGAGAAGCUCUGGCAAAAUCGUGCCAAUCAACUAUUGCAACGAAUUGAUUUGGGCGAAGAGACAUCAAACAUAGAGGACACUGAUUCGCCCGAUGGUGACAAGAAUGACAUUCACAAUCGAAAUAGUAAUCGCAAUGACGAACAAACAUGAUAUCAAUACGCACGUCGAUCAAGAUCACAUUAAAUAAAUUAUUGAGCUCGCCGCUGGCAAUCGUGCAAUCGAAAGUCAAACAAAAGCUAGAGAGACACCGGUGUCUCUGCGGUAUUGAACGAAUGAGAGAACCAAAGAUUCAAACAGCUUCGAUGCAAUUUUUUUUUUUCAUUAAUAAGACUCACUUAUACAAAUAAGUUUGACCAGAUGCGAGCAACCAACAUAGAUAUUUGCUUUUAUAUUUUGGAAUAAAAAAAAAAAAACAAUGAAGAGGAAAACGAACAUUUUCUUCCAAAUAGGAAUGAUAUUUAUUUUGGAAUCGGCGAUUUUGAGAGACAAAUGUGAGACGAAAAAAACACAAAACAGAAUCAAUCAGGUGGAUCAAAAUUUCUUCGCAUUUAAGUAUGAGUUUAACUUAUUCUAAUAUACUCCAUUUAGAUAGGGAAAUCCAGAAAAAAAAUCGAUAAUCGAUCAAUUCGCAGCUUAUUCAAAACAUAAUGAAUGUGAUUUAUAUUUAUUUAGAAAGAUGCGAUAUUGUGCAAGAUGAAUCUGUUUAAAAUUGGUGAUUCGAAUCAAACUAAAAUACUUUGUUUUUGUUUUUUUCAUUUUGUACAUGCAUUUGAAGCAGUAACAAAAAAAACUUACAAAACAAUUAAAUCCAUACAAAAAGAAACUGUGCAAAUAACUGACAAAUAGAUGAAGGUAGAGAACACAAUUGAAACUCACACACACAUGAAUACAAUAUAACCAUUUCGAGUGAUAUUUUAACGCAAAAGAUAGUCAUGAUAAUGGAAAAAUUCAAUAGUUUGAAAGAGAGGAACCAACACACAUCGCAUGCUAGAUAAAAUGAAAUCGCUACACUAUAUAUAUAUAUACAUAUGUUCGUCGCUAAAAUGUUUUGUGUAUUUUAUUCGUAAUGUAAUUAGUUCAAUGAAAAAAGAAGAAAAAUUGUAUGUAAAA
Sitodiplosis mosellana (orange wheat blossom midge) is the source of this 3860-nucleotide messenger RNA. RefSeq names its product protein-tyrosine sulfotransferase (gene Tpst). Gene Ontology annotation, molecular function: protein-tyrosine sulfotransferase activity. Gene Ontology annotation, cellular component: Golgi apparatus. NCBI's taxonomy places the organism in Eukaryota, Metazoa, Arthropoda, Insecta, Diptera, Cecidomyiidae. Gene Ontology annotation, biological process: peptidyl-tyrosine sulfation. The transcript has 9 exons. The record is from RefSeq and is a predicted model, not a curated record. The coding region runs from base 1698 to 2900 and encodes 400 amino acids.